Messenger RNA from Trichosporon asahii var. asahii CBS 2479, 633 nucleotides. Its product is annotated as 50s ribosomal protein l19. NCBI's taxonomy places the organism in Eukaryota, Fungi, Basidiomycota, Tremellomycetes, Trichosporonales, Trichosporonaceae. The transcript has 2 exons. Gene Ontology annotation, molecular function: structural constituent of ribosome. The record is from RefSeq and is a predicted model, not a curated record. Gene Ontology annotation, cellular component: ribosome; mitochondrial large ribosomal subunit. Bases 1 to 633 code for a protein of 210 amino acids. Gene Ontology annotation, biological process: translation.
AUGCUUCGCCGCGCUGUCGACAUGCUCCGCGCCCUUCCCGCGGGGCCGUCACGAGGAUUCGCUUCGUCCGCCCGGGCAUCUGAGGGAUACCCCUUCAACGCUGGUGUCGUUGUCAAGCCGCCGACGCCGAUCCCGACACCGUCUCUGCUCAAGCCGAAGAACGGCUGGAGUGUCGUGGAGCACGUGAACAAGACGCUUCGGGAGCAGUACGACCAGCGCGGCCUGCUGGACCUGUUUGCGCGCCGGGGUCCGCAGCGGCUCAAGACCGGUUCCGUUUUGAGUGUCACGACCUGGACGGGGCCGGAGAAGAAGAACUCGACGCUCUUCUCGGGCGUGCUGAUGGCUGUGCGCCGGCGCGGCGUCGACACGAGCUUCACGCUCCGCAACGUCGUGCAGCAGACUGGCGCCGAGAUGAGCUUCAAGGUCUGCUCGCCUUUGCUCAAGGAGAUCAAGAUCAUCCGCCGUGCCGAGGGCAGGAAGAAGGACACGAUCCGCGACCUCCGUCGCGCACGCGUCAACUACCUCCGCGACAGGCCUGAUAUCAUGCACCAGAUCGCGGCUGCCCUCAAGUCCCAUGCCGCCCAGGAGGGCGGCGGUAAGGCCGCUAAGGGCAAGGGCAAGGGAAGGAAGUAA